CUUAUAUUCAGUUGGCAGAGGCUGGGCCAGUCUGGCUCCAGCCUGAACUCCAUCCAAGCAACAUUGUGAGGACUGGAGGAUCAAGCCAGGCUACUCUAGUGCUGGGUGAUGGCUGUUACUGGCAGAUCUUGGUGCCAAUCUCAGAGCCAUCACUCCUGUUUCACUGCCCUGCCUGCUUCAGGCAGCCAAGCACUGCACAUGCAGAACUGAGGCGUGCUGCAGAGCACAAAAAUGUCCACAGAGACCAACAGCAACUGCCCCAUCUGCCAGGACACUUGUGAGGAUGUGGCUUCUACUCUGCCCUGUCACCACCAGUUUUGCCUGGGCUGCAUUCUGCGGUGGACAGAGAGAAAUCCAGUGUGCCCACUCUGCAGAAGAACAAUAGUGACUGUCCAAUUUUCUGAUCAUGGAGAAGACGACUAUCUGGAGGCAUCUAUCACAGUCCCUGAGGAGCUGCUAGAUGUCAGCAGCCAGGGAGAGAGAGCUCUCGGCAGCCUGGAUGAGAACAACUCCCAUCCUCCUGUGGUCUCUCCUUCAUCUUCUCCACAGGGGACAGUGUCUCCAGCAGAGCAGGAAGGAUCAGGGCUGGAGUUUGUGGGCAGCAUCCUGCCUGAGGUCUGGGCAGAAAGUUUCCGUCAACAACAGCAUCUCCUGGACUCCAUGCGGCCCUGGCUGCAUGAGAGGCUGGAGGGAAUAUACCACGGCUGCUGGUGGGUGGUAGAUGCCAUAGAGAGCAGCAUCUUGCAUGGCCUUUGCGUCCAUGGGCCAAAUGCUGAGUUGCUGGUCGAGGUGCUGCAGCCUCUCCUCAAGGAACACACGGCACCACUGAUCCAUGAUGUGAUCAGCAUCAUUAUGGGCCAGUGCCAUGAGGAGGCCCAGAGGCUUCUGCACUCUAGUGCUGUCAGGGAUGAGAACACUGGCCCUGUGGCCAGCUCCAGGUCUAGCUCCAGCUCCAUCUCCAGAUCCAGCUCCAGCAAUUCCAGGAGCUCCAGUUUCAGCAGCCAGAGCUGCAGCUGCAGUUGUAGUUGCAGCUCCAACAGCUGCAGCUCCAGCAGUUCCCAGGAAGGGACUCCUGACAGCAGCCCCACAGACUCUGAUGAGGAGGAGGAAGCUGGUACAUGAGGGGCUUCCCCCUGCCCAGGGCAGCAGUCAUAGCCCCCCUGCUCCUAGGGCAGAGACUGAUUGUCCACUGAGCCCCAGCAUAUCUGACUAAAGAGGGGGCCCUCCUCACCAGUCCUGUCAGAGGCUGACCCACUGGCAGCUCAAGCAGGACUCUUGCAAUCCUUUAUUCAAGGAAAAAUAAAUAGUUAUUUCCC
Taeniopygia guttata (zebra finch) is the source of this 1316-nucleotide messenger RNA. Lineage: Eukaryota; Metazoa; Chordata; Aves; Passeriformes; Estrildidae. The record is from RefSeq and is a predicted model, not a curated record.